This is a messenger RNA of Rosa chinensis, 1928 nucleotides long. Its product is annotated as secreted RxLR effector protein 161-like. NCBI's taxonomy places the organism in Eukaryota, Viridiplantae, Streptophyta, Magnoliopsida, Rosales, Rosaceae. Bases 952 to 1683 code for a protein of 243 amino acids. The record is from RefSeq and is a predicted model, not a curated record. The transcript is spliced from 2 exons.
GUUAAGUUGAGACAAUAUCGGUACAAUGGUGGGCCACCGGCCACACUUGUCAUUGUUUAACAUGAUUGUGUUGUGCGUACUGUUCAGGUUAACUCAAAUGAUGAUCAACCCUCCGAAAGCCGAGUAAGUGUGGAAAUAAAUGAGGAAAAGAAUGAUUCACCUAACGAUCCUAUUUUUGAUCCUCUACCAGUUCGAGAACAAGGUUCAAACAAGUUCAGAAAGAUCACUCUACUCAGGAUAUCAUUAGGGACGUACAUGGGGGAAUUCAAACUCGCAGACAAGCUGCAACUCAGGUAAGUAUUGAUUCUGCUUUUGUAUGCUUCUUCACUGAAAAUGAGGUGAACAUUAACAUAAUUUUGAAUUGUGGUUUUGUUUCACUUAUUGAACCAAAGAAUGUUAAAGAGGCUUUGAAUGAUGAUGAUUGGGUGAAUGCCAUGCAUGAUGAGUUAAAUCAGUUUACUAGGAAUGAUGUAUGGUAUCUUGUGCCUAGGCCUAGUAAGUGUAAUGUAAUAGGUUCCAAGUGGAUUUUUCGAAAUCAAAGUGAUGAGCAUGGAAAUGUUACUAGGAACAAAGCUAGACUUGUUGCUCAAGGUUACACACAAGUUGAAGGACUUGAUUUUGAUGAAACCUUUGCCUCCGUUGCAAGGCUUGAAUCUAUUAGACUUCUUCUUGCUAUUGCUUGUCAUCUUCGCUUUAAGUUGUACCAAAUGGAGGUAAAAAGUGCCUUCUUGAAUGGUGUGUUGCAAGAGGAAGUUUAUGUUGAACAGCCUCAGGGAUUCAAAGACCCUUCCAAUCUUGAUCAUGUGUGUAGACUUAAAAAAGGCUUUGUAUGGUUUGAAACAGGCUCCAAGAGCUUGGUAUGAGCGUCUGUCUACUUACCUAGUAAGUAAAGGGUACAUUAGAGGUUCAGUAGAUUAAACCUUGUUUGUUAAAAGGGAUAAGAAACAUAUCAUGAUUGCUCAAGUGUAUGUUGAUGAUAUCAUAUUUCGCUCCACUUCUAAUACUUAUGUUAAAGAAUUCACUAACAUCAUGGAAAGUGAAUUUGAAAUGAGCAUGUAUGGGGAGUUGAAUUAUUUUCUUGGUCUUCAACUUCGUCAACUGAAAGUAGGUAUGUUUCUAUCUCAAACUAAGUAUGCUGAGAAUCUUGUUAAAAAGUUGAGGCUUGAAUCUGCUAAAAUUGUCACCAAUCCCAUGAGUACAAGUGCCAAACUUAGUGAGGACCUCACAGGUAAGUCUGUUGACCAAACUCUCUACAAAAGUAUGAUUGGUAGUCUUCUUUAUCUCACUGCUAGUAGGCCUGACAUAUCAUAUAGUGUUGGAGUUUGUGCUUAUUUUCAGGCAAAUCCCAGGGAAUCUUAUUUGGAAGCCGUAAAGCGUAUCAUACGAUAUGUAUCAUGUACAACAAAUUGCGGCAUCUAUUUUACCUUUGAUACUAAUGUUGAAAUUGCAGGAUAUUCAGAUGCAGAUUGGGGAGGAAACUUGAAAGAUCGAAAAAGUACCUCUGGAGGUUGUUUCUUUGUGGGAAACAACAUGGUGGCCUGGCAUAGCAAGAAGCAAAAUUGCAUAUCUCUUUCCACUACUGAAGCAGAGUAUGUAGCUGCAGGUAGUUGUUGUACUCAAGCGCUUUGGAUGAAGCAAAUGCUUCGUGACUAUGGAAUAUCACAAGGUCCUCUGCAUAAAUGAGCUGAAAGGAAGAAAUGAAGUUUCCUGUUUCAACCAGGAAAUCCUGUUCAGAAGAGGAAACUUUGACAAAGCAAGAAUCCUAAGUCAACCAAGAAGCAUGAUCGAAAUAAUGAAGGGAAAUGACGUUAGGAGGCAUCAAGGCUUGAAGAUAACGCAUGGAGGCCUAAGAUCCUUCUAGAAUGUUGUGGAUUUCAGCAAAAUGGAUAAAAGCCCAUUGGGAAUUAGGGUUUGUGACGCAAAAGAGA